Molecule: messenger RNA, 5253 nt
Organism: Paramecium octaurelia
Lineage: Eukaryota; Ciliophora; Oligohymenophorea; Peniculida; Parameciidae
Source: the annotation of a GenBank genome assembly
AUGAAUAGGGAAUAGGAUUCUGCAAAUUCGUCAGUGGAUAGCAUCGAAAUGAGGUAGUUUGGUGAUCAGCAGUUAGAACAUGUUAAUAAUGGUGUUUAAUUGCAGACAGCUAAAUAGAAAGCAUUGACAAUAUCAUUAAUAAGUACAUAUUCUGAUUGAAUUACGAAAAGGAAACAAGAAAUAAGUAGAGGAUAUUUACGAGUAUUACAAAAGCAAUGAGAUAUAGCCUGAAGAAAAAUUGAGAUUAUUACAAAAAGUAUACAACGAUGAUGUGAUUGAACAUAGUGCUGAUUCAAAGGAAGUGAAAUAAACUCAAUUGAUUUUGCCUGGGUUCUAUAGAAUGUGUAAGUGAAAUGCAAUAUUUGAAUAGUUCACGAAUCAAUUCCAAUUUUCUAUCCCAAUACGCCAGGCUUAUUAUUUUGGAAGGGAUGGGUCGCAACAAUAAUUUUGUUUUUCUUCUAUGAAAUACCAAUCUAUAUUUCGUUUGACAAAGAAGUGUGGGAUGUAUGGAUUGAUAUAAUUCGAGUUUGUACCUGAAUGGACUUAAAUCCUGAUUACAGUCUUGGCCAUUGUGACAUUCUCAUUGGAUAUGGGCCUGGAAUUCCAUAUGGCUUACUAUUCACAUGGGAAUCUGGUAGUGGAUAGAGCCAAGAUCGCUCAUCGAUAUUUGUAAUCGAGAUUCAUAUUUGAUUUGAUUGCAACUUUAGCCUUAAUGAUUCGAUCGAUAAUGUAGACAUAUAAUGAGAGAUGGUUGUAUCUCUUUUUCUAUUUGAAAUACCCAUCAUUAACCAGAAUAUCAUUUUAAUUUGGUGAGAUAGUGAUGCUUCAUCGAAGAGUGAGGACAAUAUUUUAAAUCGCCAAAGUGUUGGCAGUUUUAUAAUUCGUUUUUAUUGUUUAUGCAUGCAUUUGGUAUUUGGCAUGUUUGUAUGCAACUAACAACGGAUACAACUCUUGGUUAACUCAUGAAGGCAAUUUCGGGGCAAUAAGUGAAUUGACUUAGAUAUAAAAAUUCUUCUACUCUUAUUACUUUAGUGUAGGUACAACAACAACAACUAUGGGAUAUGGAGACAUGCAACCACUGAAUACUUUCGAAGUGUUGGUUGGCAUGGGAGGUAUUCUCUUUGCAGUUCUCAUCUUUGCAGUGAUGGUCAAUAUCAUAUUUAAAAUAUUAGAGGAAUAUGCUAUAUACGAUAUCAAACGCUAUCAACAACGAUUGAUAAUUAAUAGAUACAUGAUGGUAAAAGAUGUGCCAUAAUAACUCAGAGAACGUGUCAGAUAAUAUCUGAAUGAACAUUGGUUUUAAGAAGGUAAUAGGGACAUCCAAGGGGAAUAAGAGAUUAUAGGGGAAUUGGCUCCAGAAUUGAAGGCUGAAUUGCAAUUGGCCAGUUGUGGGAAAAUACUCUUAUAGAUACCGCUGUUUUGUACAAACUUUUCAAGGGGAUUUUUAAGAGAAUUGUCAUCCAACAUUUAGGAAAUGAAUUAUGCAGAAUAUGAAAUGAUAUUCUUGGGAGAAGAUCCUCAGUUUUUGGAUGAUCAAUCAAUAUAUUUCAUUAACUUAGGAUAGAUUGCCAUAUUCCCCAAUAAUUUCAACAAACAAUUAUUAUUGAAGAAAUUAGGAAAGGGUGAGUAUUUUGGAGAAUACUCAUUUCUUACUGGAUUUGAAAGGAAGGCAUCUGCUUAAGCACUGCAAUACAGUUAACUAUACAAGAUAAGUAGAGAAGAUUUCUUAUGUACAUUGGCUAAAUUUUCUGAAGAUUACGAAAAGUAUUGGAUGAUUAAAGAUAAGAUUGAGUUUCAGAAGGAUUUUUCAGCAAUAGGACAGUGUUAUACAUGUCAAUCUACAGCUCAUUACAGUACUGAAUGUGAAGUGACUCAUUUGGUUGUGGAUGUGAAUAAGUUGAUUGUGUUUAAUUAAAACAAACAGAAUAGAGCGAAAUUCAAGAGGAAAGAGAAGAAGAAGUGGUAAACUUUUGUGAGGAUUGAAUGUUUUAAGAGAGAGGAAGGACAGGAGGUGAAUCACUUACAGACAGGGGUCAAGUAGGAAAUGGAACAGAAAUUGAAGGAAAUAGAUCAAGGGUAGUAGGAACACUUGGAUGAUGAUGAAUUCAAGAAGUUUUAGAAUAUCUUAAGAACUAAUUUCGAUAGUUAUACCAAUCAAUACGAGGUUAAGGAAGGUCUGCAAGGUAUGGAUUAAGCAUUCUAAUUUACAAAUUAUUUCACUGAUAACAACUACAUCAAUCAAUCGGAAUUCAUCAACACUCAGGUUCAGAUGAAGCAACCGACUCGUUUGUCCAUCAUACGUAGUAAGCAGAUAUCGCAAUAGAGAAGUAGAUAAGCCUCUGUCUAAUAGUGAUUUAAAUUUAAUUUAUUUGUAAUUAUAACAUAGUUGGUAAAUACAAAUUUAAAUUUAUUAUUUAACAAUCUAUGAAAUUGGUUUGUCGUUUGAGGCCAUAACCAAAUAAUACUUCAACCAGCAGUAUCAAUUCCAGAAAGGAAGUAAGAACCAACAUCUUUGCAGGUGUCUUAUCUAAUGAAUGUAUUUGCAAACAAUAAUCUUAUAGCUCCUUAGACACUUGUGGUCAGUUCAAGAAAUGCUCUAUCUCAAAAGAUCAUUUAAGAGUAUCUCAAGAGUGACUCCGAUAUUAUGAAAUAGCGUUAAUCAAUUAUUGAAAAUGCAGAUCUCUUCCAAUUCGAUUAAGUUUUUGGAGAAAAGGCAAAUUAACAAUUAAUAUACGAUCAAAUAAUGGCGAGUAAGGUUAAUGGAUUGGUUUUGGGAAAUUCGGGUACCUUGCUUGUUGCUGGAGGACCUGAAAGUGGCAAGAAAUACACUUUGAAAGGGGAGGACAAAGGCUAAGAGAAGGGGUUGGCCCUUUUGGUUGUUGAGAACACUUUGAACCUGAUAGAGGGGUCGAAGCAACUGAAAGGAAAGGGCAAACUAUUUUGUUCAAUUGCUUUGGUAAAUAAUGUCGAAACAGUUGACAUGAUAGGAUCUACUCGAAGUUAGACUAUCAAAACCACCUGGGUCAAAAGUGGGAGCGAGUUUAAAAAGAUGUUCAAUUAGAGUCUAUUUUAAUAUAAACAAUAUGUGAAGGAACAUCCAGAAACAAAGAAUUGCCAUUUAUUUUUGAAAUUUAUCCUUUAGCACGAUAAAUAGGAGAUAUCUCAAUUGCAUUUAAUUCUGCUGAACGAAUUCAGAAGAGUGACAUAGGAGGCCAAAGACUUUUAAGCCAAAUUAAAAUAAUUAUUAAUCCAAUAGUAGGAUUUAUAAGAGAGAGAAUUGGACACAAAGGCACUUCAAUAGUUGUUUCUUGCAUUAAGAGAGACCAAAUUUAAUAACAUUACAGCCCUGUUUUGUGUGUCUUAAGUGCAGUAGGAUCAUAUCACUGCUUAUAUGACAUUACAAUUUGCAGAGGAAUUAAGAUAGUCAACAAAGGGGUAAUAGAGUCAGAGAGUUGCCUUGUCCUAAAUCGACAAUUAAUCCAGGGCUCAAUUAGGUAGGGAUUAUGGGUUGUAAUAACAAUAAUAAGCCACCCCAAAGCUGUCUGUUAUUGAUGAACAACAAUCUCGAAUUAUCAAGCCUGGAUCUGAUCAACUUAACUACUCUAAGAGUUAAAGUAUGAUAGAGAGACAGCCCAGUAGAUAGGAGGCCAAUUUUUCUAAGUAGUUCUAAGAGAUAAAGGAAUUACUGAAGGAGAAGGACGAUUACAAGUAUAUAGAUAAUUUAGAUUGUUAGAGUGUUGAGAUUCGAAAAAGAACUAAGGAAUUUGUAUGAUGAGAAUACAAGAUUGUAAAGCAAGGUUUACCAAUUGGAAGAUUCUUUGAAGCACAGGGAUUUGUUGAUUUAAUAAUUGGAGAAUCACAUUGAUGAGAAUAGAAGAUAAGUGGAUUUGGACAAUAAUUAAGUCCCAUAGAAAAAACAGAGGGAUUAUUAGGUAGGGGAAUCGAAUCAGACACUCACUCAAUUAAAUUUAUAAUUGGUACACAGCAAUGAAGAGUGCGAAUUACAAAAGUAGAAGGUGAGGAUGUUAGAGAAUGAGAUAGAGAUGAUGAAGGAUCAGGAGUUCACAAACAUCAAACACUAUGAGAAGAGAGAGGAUGAAUUUAUGGGUCUAAUAUAAUAGGAAUAGGAAAGGAACAAGUAAUUGUAUUAGGAAUUGGAUUAUUUUGCAGUUGAAUUGAAGGGCAGGGAACAGUAAUUGCAGGCUGCUGAAGACAAUAUCAAAACAUUAAAUAAGGUGAUUGAGGAGCAAUGCAAGAGAGUGGAUGAUGAGAAACAGAAGAGCAAGGAGUUGAAUGAGUGCAUUCAGGGUCUGAAGUAGAAGCAGGAGGAGUACAUAAAAGAAUGUAAUUUGACUGAAUAGAGAUUCACCAAAUUGAAGGUGAGAUUGGAUACUGAGAAUGCUUAAUUGAAGGCGGAGAAGGAGAAGUAUCACCAGUAGUACAAGGACAAGUUGAAGAAGUAUAAAAUGGCAAUGAAAAUGUUGGAGUAGGAGAAUGGACAGAUGAAAAUGGAGAGAGUGAAACUAUAAACAGAGAAUGAUCAAUUGUAUGGGAUAUCUAAAUAGUUGGAGAGUCAGUUGGGAAGAGUAAAUAGUGAGAGCACAGAAAGGAAUGGGGGAAGGUAGGAUCAUUACGAGUAGGACAAGGUUAGGUAAUAGAAUUUGCAGUUGAAUAGUCAAUUGAAACAGGCGGAUUAUGAAGUAAGCAUAUGAUACAAUAAUGUAGAUCUAAGAGUUGUCUGUGCAGUUGAACAAUGCGAUUUAAGAGUUGGAGAGAGUGACUGUGGAGUACAAUGGAGUGCAAAAGGAGAAUAGGAGAUUGCAAUAGUAGGUGGAGGAGAAACAAUCUGAGGCCAAGUAGAACGAGUUUAUGAUUGAGAGGGUGGUGCAAUUGAGUGACAAGCAGUUGGAUGAUUUGGAGGGGAAAUUCAAUAAGUUGACAGCUUAGGUGACUGGAUUGCAACAUGAGAAGAAGUCGCUGAUGGCGGAGAAUCAGAGUUUGAAAUAGUAAUUGGAAUAGUUGGAGGGAAAUGAUAUUGUGUUGGAGAAACGCAUAGUGAAGUUGAAGAAGGAGAAUAAGGAUCUGAGCAAUUAGAUUACGCAAUUGAAUUAGAAUAUGAAGGAGAUGAUAGUGGAGAAGCAUGGAGAGAUGAGAAGUCCAUCCUUCAAUAGAUUACAGUAGUAGUUGCAGAAUCAAUCGUAUAGAUCUUAGAGACUGAUGGAUAAUGAUGAUGACAGUGAUAGUGAUAUUUGA